Messenger RNA from Lasiosphaeria miniovina, 1935 nucleotides. Its product is annotated as major facilitator superfamily domain-containing protein. Gene Ontology annotation, molecular function: transmembrane transporter activity. NCBI's taxonomy places the organism in Eukaryota, Fungi, Ascomycota, Sordariomycetes, Sordariales, Lasiosphaeriaceae. The transcript is spliced from 4 exons. Gene Ontology annotation, cellular component: plasma membrane. The record is from RefSeq and is a predicted model, not a curated record. Bases 1 to 1935 code for a protein of 644 amino acids. Gene Ontology annotation, biological process: transmembrane transport.
AUGUUCCUCGCGGUGAAAUAUGUCAGGAAGAAGCUCAAGGAGCGGCGCGAAAGGGAAACCUCUGAAGAGGUCCCCGAAAGGCCCCCAACUCCAACUGGCGGGGCUUUCCCUCGCUCUCAACCUCAAGCUCAACAACUAGAAUCAGAUGGCCCCGUCAAUGGCACCGAGAACGGCAAUUCCACGGCCGUUGCCUCAGCCGUUGGCCCCAGGCCUCAGACCACGGCAGUGAAGAAGGCUAAAGAAGAAAGCCCCGAGGCCAAGGCGGAGAAGAAGAGACGGUACAAGUACCGGUUGAAGAUUGUAUUUGGCCUCACGUUUCCCUUCAUGCUGCAAGCUCUCGACACGACCAUCAUCGCAUCGGCCCUGCCGUUUAUUGCCCGGGACUUCAACGAGGUCAGCCAGCUCAACUGGAUCAUAUCCUCCUUCAACCUCACGUCGGCCGCCUUCCUGCCCUUCUGGGCCCAGAUAGCCGAUGUCUUUGGCCGGCACGCCACCCUCCAUGCCACCAUCAUCAUCAUGACCAUUGGGUCGGCCAUCUGCACGGGCGCGCCAACGUCGUCGUUCGGGGUGCUGCUUCUGGGCAGGGCCCUGCAGGGCGUGGGCGCCGCCGGCGUCAACAUAUGCGUGCGCACCAUCCUCGCCGACCGUGUCAGCUUGGCCGAGUACGCCAUGAACUACACCGUCUUCGCCAUCGUGUCGGCCAUCAGCUUCAGCGUCGGCCCCGUGGCCGGCGGGUACUUGACUCAGGUCAGCUGGCGCUGGUGCUUCGCCAUCAACCUGCCAGUUGCUGCUGUGGCUAUCGUCCUCGUCGUCGUGCUGCUGCGCAAGGAGCUGCUCGGCCCGCAGCCGCUGCCUGAGCUCGCCCCGAGCCGCGCUGCCACGCGCCGCGGCCGCUUCCUGCUCCGUCUCGCCACCAUCGACUACGGCGGCCAGCUUCUCUUCCUCUGGGGGCUGGGGCUGGUGAUCCUGGCUCUUACAUGGGGCGGCGCGUCGUACCCGUGGGACUCGGCAGACGUCCUGGCGCCGCUUGUUAUCGGCAUGGUUCUGUCGGCCGCCUGGCUUCUAUACCAAUACGCCAUGGUUCCGGGCCGCGUGAUGGCUCGCCUCUUCCCUCGCCAGCGGCCCAUGAUGCCUUGGCGCCUGCUCGUGCAGCGCAACAUUACCUUGCUGUUCUUCAUCAACUUCUCCCUCGGCUCCGCCAUGUUCUCCAUCAUGUACUUUAUGGAUCUCUUCUUCACUCUUGUUCAGGGGAACAGUGCCAGCAGCUCCGGGAUUGCUCUUCUGUAUUUCUUGCCUGGGCUUGGCGUUGGUGCCUAUACGGCCAUUUUCUUCACAAACAAAUGGCCGCGGCAAACUUUGCCCUCGCUCCUGCUCGGCGCCGUUGCGUCGGCCGUGGGCAUCACGGUGAUAGCGGUGGAGAUUGGGACGGCGCAGCCCCGGACGGCGGUCCUCUACGCCAUGAUGGCGAUCGUGGGCGUGGGCGUCGGCAUCCGCUUCAACCCGGGCGCCCUGCACGGACUUGCGUACUUCCCGACCAUGACGGCGCAGAUCUCGUGCCUGGUCUCGUUUGCCUUCCCCUUUGGCGGCACCAUCACCCUGACCCUCAUGUCCACUGUGCUCAACAACCGCAGCGGUCCCAACCACGUCGAUCCCAAGUCUGGCAUCUACUGGGCCUUCAUUGCAAUUGUGCCCAUCAUGUGGGCCAUUGUAAUCAUUACCACCUUCCUCGGAAAUGUGUGGAUCAUCCCACGCGACAAGACUGCUGAGGGCGAGGGAGCAGCCCACGAAGUCGUCCACGGCGCCUAUCUGUGGAGCAUCGUUAGGGGCAAGAAGCUCGAGAGAGUGCGCAUGAGCAGAGACGAUCAGUCUGGUGUUGUGGGUGGCAGUGCUGUUGUGCAGCCCGAGAGGCAAGCGGAUGUUGAGGCCGCUCGGUAA